AUGCAGUCUACGCUACAAUCAAGCGAUCCGGAAGAUGCAAGCGCCAGGGAACUUAUUACCAAUCUCUUACCAGCGAGUGGUGAUGUCGAGAACGAUGUUGAAGCGGCGGUCGUCCGUAAUGAAAUUUUAGUGGUCGAUGGUAGCAACAGAGCAGCAGUCGAUGUUGAUGAUGAAGACGACGACGCGGCGGUCAACGGUAGCAACAGAGUGGCAGUCUACGUUGGCGAUGAAGACGACAGAGCGGCAGUCGAUGUUGACGAUGAAGACGAUGACGCGGCGGUCGACGGUAGCAACAGAAUGGCAGUCGAUGAUGACGACAAAGCAAUGGUCAACGUCAAAGCCUCCAACACCGACGAUGACGAUAGACAAGAUAAAAAGCAGGAAUUCAUCUUUGUCAACCGCUGGGUCUACUAUUGUUACAAGGACACCUAUAUAGGUCGUGCCGCUAGACUUUCGUCCACCUUAAAGAGUCGAAAAGAUGCACUGCGUAAAGUAGAAUUGAAGCCACCGAAAAGGAUCUUACAAAUGCCCCUUCUAUGUCGGGAACUUCCCAAAGAUUGUUGGACUGAAAUUGAUCUAUUCACUUUCGAGUUUUUCGGGACAUAUUGUGUAUAUACUGGACUGGCAAGUGGUAGUGUGGGAGUGGUUCAAUACAGGCUUGGUGUUCAAUAUAUAUCAUACUACCUCAUCGGCGGAAGCAAUAGCGCGAUAUCAACAAACAUACUGUAUACGUUAACCAAGGUAGUUUUGUUUUUGGAUAUGGAUGCCAGUUGGAACGCGUAG
Lentinula edodes (shiitake mushroom) is the source of this 783-nucleotide messenger RNA. RefSeq lists its product as uncharacterized. NCBI's taxonomy places the organism in Eukaryota, Fungi, Basidiomycota, Agaricomycetes, Agaricales, Omphalotaceae. The record is from RefSeq and is a predicted model, not a curated record. Bases 1 to 783 code for a protein of 260 amino acids. The transcript is spliced from 6 exons.